AUGAUUCCUGAUUCGUUUCAAUCCAUGGAUGACAGCGCAAGCGAGUGCAGCACAGUUAUGACAGCCGCGCCCAUCGACCCAGUGGCGUACUGGAAACAGCAGGCCGCCGUGCGUCUCACGCAGCAGCACUGGGCGAAUGAGACCGAGGACACUGAUUCCGCUCAGUCCUGGCGCGACAAGGGCUGCGGCUCGUGGGGCGCCUUGGGCACAACCGCGUACGGUGCUGCGUGCGGUGCUGCGUGUGGUGCCGUGUACGGUGCCGCUUAUGGCGCUGCUUGCGGCGCCACAUACGCGGUUUGGGGUGGGGUGACCCCAACAGCGCCAACAGCAUCAACAGCACCAGCAGCAUCAACAGCACCAACAAACCAUGGAAACAGCACGGGCUCAGCAAACGGAGGGUUGAGCAAAAGUGGGCUGGGCCUAACCCUCAACAACAUGGGGGCGAAUAGGAUGGAGUGGCGGAGUAAGGAGAGCGACUCUCCAACUCAUUCGCUCACGUCCUCGCAGUCAGCAACAUCAGCGAACGAGAGUGCACAGGGUGCGGUAAGGGGUCCUUUGGUAACUGGCAGGGGUGGAGGAUGGGGGAUGGACACGGGCGAGGGCACCGGCGCUUUUGUUCGUGGUGAGUUUGAGUCUCUGCCUCAUGGGGGACAGGGGUUGCUUAGAGACAGUGCGGGCGAUGCAAUUGGUGGCUGGCGCUUGGGGAAAGAUGUGGGGGGGAGUGCAAGGGGGGACUUGGGAAAAGUUGUGGGAAAAGACAUGGGGGGUGGGGCCUCAAUAUGGUCGCAGUCAAGCUACGACCCACAGUCGGAACCGCACUCCAGUGUGCUGCGGUUGUCGAUAGCGGGGGAGAGCGGGAGCGAGUAUGUCCCCCCCGUGAGUGAGCUUGAGGUCGGUUUCUCCGAUAGUGUUAGCAAUGUGGGUGCGGCUGAUAGGGCCCGUGCCGCCGCUGCCCUUGCCCUUGUGGGGGUUAGGGGAGCUGGUGGUGGUGGGUUCAGCAUUAGUGCACGUGCCAGGCACACUGUGAGUGAGCUGCAAGUUGAAGACGAGGACGAGGACGAAGGGGAGGGGGAAGGCGAGCGCGAGGAGGACGAGGAGGAGGAUGAGGAGGAUGAGGAGGAGGAAGAUGAAGACGAUGAUGACGAUGAUGAGGAGGAGGAUAUGAAAUCCUCCCCCAACGCUGCAGCCACCGGGCACGCGUGUGCCACUGAUCAUAAGCACUCGCCUGCUAUUACGCGCUUCAUCAAGCAUCUCACAAUGAUGGGGAAGAACCAGAUCUGCGCACAGGACACUCAAUACAAGUGCCCCUCAUGCAGGGGUGGCAAGGGCGAGACCCACUGGUGGCCGGGCAUACACUCGCUGCUGCAGCACGCAGAGACAAUUCGUUCCAGACGAAUUAGUGAGCACCGGGCGUUUGCUGCCGCCGUGCAUGUGCAUCUGAGGGAGAGAGGGGUGGUGCUGGAGGGAGGGGGGGCCGGGAAGGAGGGGGAGGAGAGGAUGUUGCAGGGGCUGUGGCGCGGAGUGGAGGGGCGGAGGGCGGAGGAGGAAAAUGCGAUGGUGCUAUGGCCGCCCGUUGUGAUCGUUAGGAAUACUCGCUUGCAACCCGGGCCGGACGGGCGGGUGAGUGAUGAAGGAGGGUGGGUGGGCAUGGAUGGUUAUGAGCUGCAGCACCCCUUCCCUGACUACAAGCAUAUUGUGAAGGCCAAGCACGCCUAUGACCGUCAGGGCCAUCGAGGCAUGAGCGCGCUGGUGUUUGAUGCCACUCCCGACGGAUUUCGAGAGGCGGAGCAUCUGGCACAGCAGUUUGAAUGCGAGGGGCGCGGACGGCUGGGGUUCGCACGGCGGUUGGUGCCACUAGUGGACCGGUCUGGCAAGCGGAAUUUGUUUGGGUACUUGGCUACCCAGCAGGAUGUUAAUGAUUUUAACCGGUGCUGCAGAGGCAAGCCAGCACUGAAGGUGGAGGUGAGGCGGCGGUGGGAGGUGGUGGAGGAGCCGCUGCAGCGCAUGAAGGAGCAGGCGGCACAGGCGGAACAGUACAAAUCUCAUGUUGUUGAGGUGGGCUCAGUUCUUAGAAUGCUCAGUAGUGAAUUUAAGCGGCGGUGGGAGGUGGUGGAGGAGCCGCUGCAGCGCAUGAAGGAGCAGGCGGCACAGGCGGAACAGUACAAAUCUCAUGUUGUUGAGGUGGGCUCAGUUCUUAGAAUGCUCAGUAGUGAAUUUAAGCGGCGGUGGGAGGUGGUGGAGGAGCCGCUGCAGCGCAUGAAGGAGCAGGCGGCACAGGCGGAACAGUACAAAUCUCAUGUUGUUGAGGUGGGCUCAGUUCUUAGAAUGCUCAGUAGUGAAUUUAAGCGGCGGUGGGAGGUGGUGGAGGAGCCGCUGCAGCGCAUGAAGGAGCAGGCGGCACAGGCGGAACAGUACAAAUCUCAUGUUGUUGAGGUGGGCUCAGUUCUUAGAAUGCUCAGUAGUGAAUUUAAGCGGCGGUGGGAGGUGGUGGAGGAGCCGCUGCAGCGCAUGAAGGAGCAGGCGGCACAGGCGGAACAGUACAAAUCUCAUGUUGUUGAGAUGUCGCACCAAGUGGUGCAGCUGCGUAUUGAAUCGUCCCAGUUGCAGGAGCGCAGGCAGCAGCUGGAGUCAGCACUGGAAGCUGAGAGGCAGAGGCGCCUGCAGCUGGAGGGGCAGGUGGUGAGCACGGUGCAGCUGAUGCACAUCAAAGAAGCUGAAAUGGAGGCUAUAGUGGCACGUAACAAGCAGCUGGCUGCACAGCACGAGGAGGAGGUAGCGAGCAUGGAGGAGGCAUUUGCACGGAGGGAGGCGGAGAGGAGGUGCGGGGUGGAGGAGGAGAGAGAAACGGACCGGGAGCAGUGCGGCAAGGUGGGCAUUGCCGCCACCAACCGGACGCUCCAACGCCAGCUCUCUAGCUCUUCCGGGAUCAGCGACAGCCACAGCAAUGCUUUGCAUUGUAGUCUGCAGGCGCCGGCAGUGUUCAAGGCGGGGGUGGCGCAGCUGAAGGAGCACCAGCAGCAGCAGCAGCAGCAGCAGCAGCAGCAGCAGCAGCAGCAGGAGGACGUAAGGCUGCUCCCGUGUCAGGGGGGCAUCAAGCAGGCUGGGCUGGAAAUUCAGUCCGAGGAGGAGCAAGUGAGGUUGAGGACGUGUGUGAUUCUUCGAAGGAAGAGAGUGAGGUGGGGAGAGGGGAGGGGGCUGGGAUUGAGGUGGUGGGAAAAGAGAGGGCUGGGAGUGACGUGGUGGGAGGAGAGUGGUCUAGGAGUGAGGAUGGGAGAGGGGAGGAGGUAG
Messenger RNA from Closterium sp. Yama58-4, 3288 nucleotides. The record is from the annotation of a GenBank genome assembly. NCBI's taxonomy places the organism in Eukaryota, Viridiplantae, Streptophyta, Zygnematophyceae, Desmidiales, Closteriaceae.